Cercospora beticola is the source of this 1659-nucleotide messenger RNA. RefSeq lists its product as uncharacterized. Gene Ontology annotation, biological process: transmembrane transport. Gene Ontology annotation, cellular component: plasma membrane. Lineage: Eukaryota; Fungi; Ascomycota; Dothideomycetes; Mycosphaerellales; Mycosphaerellaceae. The record is from RefSeq and is a predicted model, not a curated record. Gene Ontology annotation, molecular function: transmembrane transporter activity.
AUGGAGAACUUGUCCCAUGCAGAGGGCGAGAGGGCACGCCAGGCUGCGCAAGCGGCUACUGGGGUCGAAUUCUAUCCAGGCACGGAAUUGAUGACUGAUGCGGGCAGUAUUCACCUCGAACAUACCAACAAGCAGCAAGCCCUGGUGCCCCAACCAAGCAAUGAUCCGUCGGAUCCGGUCAACUGGAGUCGCACGUGGAAAUGGCUUACCAUGAGCUCCAUGGCGCUUUCGACAUUCAACUGGGUCUUCAGUCCGCUAUCACUCGCUCCUCAGGUUCCAUACUAUAUAGAAGCGUUUGACACGACCUUGCCCGCGGUCAUCAACUUUAUCGGUGUCUCAAUCCUCGUUCUUGGCUUUACCAACUUCAUAUGGAUCCCAAUUGCUCGAGGCUUGGGACGACGACCUAUGGCACUAGUAACGACUCUGAUCACCACGGUCUCAUGCAUUUGGCGUGCCAAAGCUACCACCUACAAUUCUUUUCUCGGGGCUGCAAUCCUCUGUGGCAUUGGCGCCUCGCCCGGUGAAACGCUGGGGCCCGUCAUUAUUACCGAUGUCAUGUUUCUUCACGAGCGGGGCUUCUGGAUGGGACUUUACCAAUGGGCCUUCUGGAGUGGUCUGAUGAUCGGACCCAUCAUCGCUGGAGUUUCUGCCGACAGACACGGCUGGCGAAGCUUCUGGUGGAUCUCGACGGCCAUUUCAGUCUUCACGCAGGUCUGGAUCUUGUUUUUCUUGCCCGAAACCAAACGUGACCGACGCCCGCUCGCCGUCAACGACACAAUCGCCCAAGUCGAUACAAACAGCAUCCGGGCAAAAACCGACUCCACGAUCGACGCAAAGGCUGAUCACAUUAGUGUUGUGAAAGAAGAACGAUCAGAAGACACAUCCGGCCCAAGAGUUCAACCUGUCGGAAAACCUAACAAACGACAGUUUCUGCCCAUUGCAGGAUGGAGCGUGCACGAGCCUAUCAUCGGAGCAAUCAUACUGCCACUCAAAUUGGCACGCUUCCCGAUCGUCCUCUGGGGAUCGCUGCAGUUCACCUUCUCAGCAUCCUGCUUCUUGAUGAUCAACAUCACUCAGUCUCAAGCGCUUGGAUCACCGCCAUACAACUUUAGUCCGACCGCGGUCGGUUACACGAAUUUGGCACUGUUCGUUGGCACGUCGAUUUCACUGCUCACCGCCGGGCCUUUGAGUGAUGUCGUAUCUCGUCGCGCCACGAUUAAGAACAAUGGCGUCCGCGAGCCAGAGAUGCGUCUGUUAACGCUUAUUCCUUUCGUGGUAUGCUUCCUCGUGGGCUGCAUAAUUCUCAGCGUUGGUUGGGAAUAUGGCUGGCCUUGGGAAGUUGUAGUUAUCGUCGGAUUCACGCUCGUGGGCGUCCAGGUCGCAGCCAUCUCGGGCAUUGCAGUCAAUUAUGUGGUUGAUUGCUACAAGCCUGCUGCUGGCGAGUUCCUCGUUAGUGCGACUGUGUUCAAGAAUGUCUGGGGCUAUGGUAUGACCAAGUUCAUGAAUGAUUGGGUUGUACAAAUUGGGUACCUUGGGCCACUCUUGACUAUCACCGCCUUGAACUUUGCUCUGCUACUCUUUGGCGCAGUGCCACUCUAUUUCUUUGGCAAGAAGUUGCGAAAGAUGUCCAGCAAGAGUUCUGUACAUGACGUUGCUUGA